Molecule: messenger RNA, 2415 nt
Organism: Phaethon lepturus (White-tailed tropicbird)
Lineage: Eukaryota; Metazoa; Chordata; Aves; Phaethontiformes; Phaethontidae
Gene: CCDC162
Product: transmembrane protein FLJ37396
Exons: 14
Source: RefSeq, a predicted model, not a curated record
AUGGAGGAAUACAACGACGCAGUUCAGAGGGCUGCAAGACUUUCAGUGGCAAGGGAAAGUUUCCUGGCAGGAAAGAAAAAUCCGGUGAAUGUAGCGACACAGGAAGACCUGAUGAUUUACACCCUGUGGUUAUUGUGUCACCCACACUCUCUGAAGGGCAUUCACCGCUUUCUCCAGGUUCUCCAGCAUUUAACUAUUUCUCACAGAAUGAAUGUGGCUGAUGAGAAAUGUCCUGAUGUGCUCCAAGACAACUGGGACAAAUUAAGAACUGCUUUUGACAAGAAUUCAGAUAUUUUUAAUAUUGUGUCUCCCUGUUCAAGAGUAUUAAGAAGAAAUGACUCCUGCCACAAGGACGCUGGAUUCACUUUGCCCCAGCACAGCACUGAAACCGAGGAGCUGAAAUCUCAGCUUCAGCUUCUGCUUUCUCAUUUUGGUAUUGACUACAGCCUUAAGAAUCUCAAGAACUCAGCUGAUGAGAUGGAGCUCUUUUACCUGGUUGUUCAAAAAUUUAAAAGCGUCUUCUGCAAACAGCAGGUGAUGAGAACGUUUCCAGUUUAUGAUGCAGAGGUUUCUCGGUCAGAGAACCAGGGCAUGUUAGAUCCAGCCAAGGCUUUGAAAAAGAGAGCCAACUGGAUCCCUUUUUUAAAGGGAAAAGAUAUAGUUGACAGCUUGCAGCUGCUAGGAUUAGAAGAGGACACAGCAACUGCCCACAGGGAGCACAUGGUGAGGAGAGGAGCCUACUUGUCCCUUCUCUUCUUACGUCACCUGAGGCUCCGGGAGCUAAAGCGAGUGUGCCUGGGGAUCCUUAACUACUUCAGGUCCAUGGAGAGGAGCCUGACCAUCAGUACCGCCAGCCUCUCCUUCAAGGCUGGUCGCCUAAUUCCCAGUGCAGAAGACACCUCCUGGGUCAGCUCUGUCAAAGGAGGCACUGGUGGUUUUGGUGGCUUGAGUCCACAGCCAUAUAUUCACUACACGCCAGCUGACUACAAGGUCCACAGCGCUCAGUUCAUGGAGUUUGCAGAGGUGGAAAACCAUGACAACUUUCACACUAGUGAAGAUGGAUAUAUCCACACACAGGACCAGCGAGGGGUUUACAUAAUAUAUGAUGUGGCUUUAGAGGACCUGAAGGAACUUGAGAAAGAACUGCUGCUUGUGGCCAGCCAGUACAUUGAGAAAGAUAAAAGUAAGACAUCGACAGGUCCAAAAAGACCUGUGAUAAUUUGGUUUGCUGUUUUCAAGCUUCUAGAUGUUUAAUUUGAAGCUUACCAACAUGCUUUGGACCCAGAGGAAAGAUUUGCUUUGGCCCAAGCGAUAACUGACGUCAUGCAUAAACGUCCACGGUUUGAUCUCAAGCUUGAAUAUUUUGUCAACGCCUAUGAAGAUGAAGGCAUCUGUUUGCAACUUCACCUCCAGCUGCCGAGGGACAUGGUAAACCAACAAAUAGAUGCCCAGAGGGAAUACGUCCGCAAGAUUUGGCGGGAAGGUCAGAGAGGUGGCAUCGGUGAAUUUGGACUUCCUUAUGAUGUGAUUACUAAGCAGCUUAUCUCUCUUAACACUAGCUGUCCUACUUUGAAGAACAUUUAUUUGCUGGAGUUUCACCCUUCUCUUGGUCUGGUGUGCGUGAUCCCCAAAGCUCUUGAGUAUAUCUACCAGGAAUUCUACAACAUCUGCAGACCAAAAAGAGCCAGUAAAGCAAGUAAUCUAGAAAAACAAGUACUUCAGCUAGUAGUUGAUGAGUGGUUAACUAUGGAAAAAACAGAAACUUUUUACAGCGCUCAGAUUCAAAAGGACUUAUUUGCCGAGGUACUGAUAGAAGAUCUUAUGCUGGUGCAAGAGAUUGCUCUGUCACUAUUAGAGAUGGGAGCAGAUGAGGAAAUAAAGACAGGCAGAGAAAAACAGCUCUUUGUCCUGGAUUCCUUCUCCACGCUCCUGGAGCUUGUCACGCUCCGCCAUCGGCUGAUAGAGGUGGCGACAGAGAGUGCGCGGUUAGCCAGGUUAUAUAAGGCUUUUGCAAUGGAAACAGGUUUUGGGGAGUUCCAUUUGUACCUGAGGCCUGUGCUCUUUGAAUCUGCAUCUCACAGGGAGAAAGCAGGCCACCUCCCACCAGUAUUCAUUACCUCUCUGUUGGAAGAUGACAACUGUGUUGACAGAUAUAUUCCAUCUAGCUUGCUACUAAGCAUCCAAGAAAUUGACAGUCAUAUUGGAAAGUUUAGUUUCCGUACAAGAGAUGGUGUUAUGCAGCUCUUGUGUGCAUCUGGAAUAAGGAACAUGCAACUUAUCCUGGCCUAUCAGGUCAUUCAGAAAAAUGCUCUUUUGGCAGCUGUUCAACAAGCCUCCUUUUGUUGCUUGGUCCAGCCUCCCCAUACCCUGGACAUAAAGGUUAGCAGCAUCUUCUUCCUCACGUUGCACCAGUAA